UGGCUGAUGUUUGUCGUUAAAUCUUUACCAUCUGAUCUAAAAUACCGAAAAAACCUAGCAAAAGAAACUCUGCUGUUUUGCAUUCGCAGAAUUGCGAUGAAAAUCUCUUAAAUUUUGUUUUACAGGCUUAGAUAUGUGUGAUGCAUGUUCGGAUUUUGUACAACUUCUUGUUUCAUAUGAAGCGCAAGUUUGCAGAGAGAACAAUGAACAACCGACCCUAAGCAAGCACGAAAUCGACGUUAUUUACGUUUACGUGCAGACAUGGCCGGCCAGACAAUGCAUGUGCUGUUACCGCGACCCAAAAAACCUGGAAAGAUUCAGUUACAUCACUCAGGGCCUCAUUUACAUGGUUGUGUGUCAGUUGAAACAAUUAGCCGAAAAAGGUUCAGACACAAAAAAAGAAGAAAACAAAGAAGUCACCGAUAAAGAAAACGAGGUUCAAGACCGCGAUAAAUUACUGAUUUUAGUGUCAAAAGUGUUUCUAUUAAAUUUUCCGCUUUACGUUGCUUACAAACACACGAUUCAGGCCAAACUCGACGAAUUGACGCAACAAGAAAUGCAAAAUUUGAACCUAUUUUGCGAUUUACAUGACUCGGAAAUACCGAUUUAUUUACUGAAGAAUGUUAGUUGGUUUUGUAAAAUGGGGGGGCUGUUGGCUAUGACGGCGUGUUUUACGCAGUUGUCACCUGAACAAUUGCCGGUGUCGACUGCACAUGCAAUGAUUUCAAUUGUGAGUAAUUUAAAAUUAUGGAUGAACUAUAAGAGUAUGGUUUCUAUGUUGGUACCUCUGCGUUCUUGUGUUUUACGUUACAUGUGUAAAUUAUCAGAUCAGGAUUUACGGGCGCCUACCACAAAAAGCAUGGCAGAUUUUUUUCUAGACUUUAUGUGGAAUGCAAUCAAGGACCCUUUGGAUACUCCUGUUGCAUUCGACAUCGAUGGCCUUGAUUUAGCGUUUAAGUAUUUUACUUCUAGUACUUUAACAAUGAGACUAGCGGGAAUUACCCAAAUUAAUAACCAGAUAGGGGUUUUGGCCGAGAUUUGUGUUGGGGAAUCUCUGCCGGAAGCAGAAGCCGCCCCGAGACACAUGGCAGAUUGGCUGAUCAACAAUAAUAUAAUUUCGCAUAUUUUCGGACCCAAUUUACACGUCGAGGUUAUUAAACAGAGUCAUAUUAUUUUGAAUUUUCUUGCGAUGGAAGGGAGAAUAACUUGCGAACACAUGGAUAUAAUUUGGGCAGCAGCUCAAUUAAAACAUUGCUCAAAGCCGGUUCAUGAUUUACUUCCCGGGCUUGUUAAACAUUUAGCGGCUUCGCCGACUUUGCAUUUGUACAGUCUUUUGACUAAAUUAGAACCAAAAGAACACACAGAACAAACUUUAUAUCUAGCGUCGGCUUUGAUUAAGGCUGUGUGGUCACGUGGCGGGGGGGUACCGGAAGUAGGUUUGAUAAAUGUGGCGGCGUCUAAUGCAGGGAUAACGUUGCAUAAAUGUACAACAUCGUCGGAAAACAGUGUCAGUAUUGAUCCGAGUAAUUCCGAAGAAGAACAUGGUGAAAGUACGGGACAGUCUGAAAGUCACAAAUCGGAUAGCGAGGAUAUAGAUGGUGUAGAAAUAGAUGAAGAUGAUGGUCCCAUUGAUGGAGGCAGUUCCGGCCCCCCACCAUGUAAAUUAGCACGGAAACAAGCUAUAGCUCGUGUCCAUUGUGACGGAAGUAGUACCGACCCGGAAAUCGAUGGUAUUCCCAUCAAAUCACCAGCUGAAAAACCCAAGCGAUGUGCGGUUGUUCCAAAAGUCAAAGCCGAGAAACGACAAAUGUCUUCCGUCAGGAAAAAAAUCUUAUCAACUUUGAACGUCCUGCCUGAAGGAAUCGAAGCUAUUGGUUCGAGUAGCUCUCAAGACGAGGCCGACGUCGAAGAAGUCCCUGCCAAAUUCCGUAAACGACGUAAAAUGCUUCGUAAAACGCGGGUCAAGCGACAGAAAGGUGUUCACAAACGUGUAGUGGCGAUUAGCGGAAUCGAGGCUUUGAGCGAGGUUGAGGUAGAAAGUGAUUCGGAAAUGAAGGCGGCUUUGAAAGGCGUGGCAGCAGCUGCUCUAGUCCUCCCGGCACAAAUGAGCGGUUUGGUUGAAACGAAUUUAAAACCGGCCGAUUACUUGGACGAGAGCUCGUCUUGUAGUGAACUGGGUAAAGAGUCUGUCACUUUGGAAAGCCACGAAGCCGCCUGUACCAAUUUUCUCACUCUGCAUUCUCGCGGAGGUUUGAAUGUUUUUAGUCAUAUUUUGGAAAUGCUGAGCGGUGAGGAGGCCGAAGUUGAAGGAGAUGCCGACGGUAGUUACUCCUCGAGGAUGAGCAACAAGUCCGAAAAAAAUAUGGCCGAUUUUGACGGCGAGGAUUCGGUGUGUGAGGAGGAAUUGGCUCAGUUGAACGAACAUGCCCAGUUGAAUCUUCAUGCUUUAGCUAACCAAUCGCCGGAAAAGUCUCCAGUGAGAGUCGAUCCAAGACUUUCAGCGUGUUUUAAGGCCGAUAAUGUUUGCCAACCUGGAAAUACACUUUUAUGGGACUUGCUCCAAGAUGAUAAAAUCUGCCAUUUAGGCGAGGGUCUCGCAUUAGAAGCUGAAAAAACUUUAUGUAACUUAAUCUGUUAUACACCAGAUAAAGAAAUUCGGAUGAAAUUUAUCGAAGGUUGUUUACAUAAUUUAGCCAACAAUGUUUCGGUGGUUGUGUCGUUAAAAAUGUUACCUAAAUUAUUGACUUCAUUUCGAGGCAUUGAUAUGCACCACGUGACCCAUUGGGCCGAACGUCAGCACCACAUGAUGAAACACUUUUUCAACAAUUUAAAAACAUACACGGCCAACCCUUCAAAAUCUUUACCUCUCUAUACUCAUCAAAUGCAGGUUCAGGUCAGAUUACAUUUUCUUUCGGCUGUUUUUUCACCAGUGGUGUCUCCUAACACAUUCAAGCUGAGUAUCGAACAAGUCGAUACUUUAUGGGAAUGCUUGGCUCACGAUCCCGAAUGUUCUGAUGAACUUUUCAGUUGGUUACUCUCACAAACUAAAACUACUGAACUCCACGCGUUAAAAAUCGACGCCUUGAGACGCCUGUACAUGCACCAUUUACCAAGUCUGCCGCCGGAAAGAUUCAGUAUGAUUUGUUUAAGCCUUUUUCAACAAUUGUGUAGCUUAAAUCAUUUAUUAACGAUGAAUAUGGGAUCCGAAUCGAUUCGAGAAAGUUACAACGUCGGUAUGGACCAUAUGUGGAAAAUAGCCUUAAGGGCGAACAAUACUGAUGUCAGUAUGGCAGCUAUUCAAUACAUAAAUAGCUAUUACAUGGGUCAAAAUUUGCAAAACGAGGGCCAGUUUGUUUGGCAAUGUAUGACUCAUUUGAAGGCUGCAACAGAGGAUUUGAUCAGUGUGAGUACUCCGGGGGCCGAGGAAGCACCACUUUUAUGCAUACAGAGGGCGCUGUUGCUCAUGAAAAGUCACCUCGAGACGUUCCGAAGACGCUACGCUUAUCAUUUGAGGAGAUGGACUUUAGAGGGGAAAGGUAUAGGGAGUCAUUCGGCCUCGUCUGCCGACCGGUGUGGCAGCCCCCUGAGGCUUAUUGUCCAAUCGGGAAGUUCGACCGAGAGGUGUUACCUUGACAUGUUAAGUUCGGACUAUGUCGCUGAUCUUCGGGCCGAAAUCGUAAAAUGGUCUGAAGGCCCGAGCCAUAUGAAAAAUCAAGAGUCUGAAUCAAGUCAUAAGACCAACGAUACUUGGAUCCGACUCAUAACACAAGGUCAAGAGUUAACUAUAGACUGUGACGAGAAGACUUUGGGAGAAAUGGGUUUUAAAGACAACCAAAUGGUUUACAUUUCGAUUGGCGUGUCUAAAAAUAUGAAAAAGAGGGAAUGUUUGGAUUUACCAUCGAUGCAACCGCCCCCACCUCGCGAAUCCAUCCCGACGCUACUUCUUUUAAGGCCUAAUUAUUUUGAGCAGUUAUUUUCACUUAUGCAUACAUUGAGUUCGAUGAAAGUACCGGUGAAAGGAGGGCACCAUAUUCCGAAUACGAAAGCUCAAGUUUUGAGUCGGCGCGUUUGGGAUAUUUUGAGUUUGUUACCAACAAAUCCAACGCUGUUACAAGGCUUCAAACAGCUGGAUACGCCCCUGACUGAAUUACUUGACCCGUCAAGUGCGCAAAAAUUGAUGUAUUCAUUGUACAUCGUAGAGUCACUUAGUGCGAAAAUUUCGAAACCUGGAGAAAACGAUAAGGAAUCGUGGAGUCGUACUUUUAUUCAACAUGGCGGAUUACGCCAUUUAUUUGAUAUUUUUAUGUCGGGGGUUUUACAACGCGACGGAGGUAACGGCAGCGAAUGGCAACAAGACUGUCUUGCAUCCUUACUCAAAAUCAUCUGUCAGUUGGGGGUGGAGCCUCUUCCUUUAGAAUCUCGCCCGGUGCGGAGCGACAAAAUCGUGAUACCAAGCCUGAACGAAGCCAUGCUUGCAAUGAUCGACGUUAAGAGCACGAUGCCUCAACUUACAAGCAUUCUCGAAGAGGCGUCACAACCAAAGGAUCCCAAUCAUUACAAAACCGGUUUCUGGGGCCGCGCCCAAGUCGUCCAUUACGCCAUGUCUUUUCUCGUUUCGUGGUUACAUUGCAGUGAAGACGCCCGACAGGCUCUUUUUCAGUCACCAAAUUUCUCAAUUUGGCUACAAAGACUCGUCCUGGAGGACCCCGAGCCGGCAGUACGACGCGAAGUUUGCUCGGCGGUUUACAGAUUAUGUUUGGGAAUUUCGGCCAGCGGAGACAUGCUUGAAAGUAGUUUAGUAGCCCCCAUGCUUUCUGAGUUACUUCUCUAUUUGGAUAAAGCGGAAAGUAUGCGGUCACAAAAAUUCGAAGCGAUUCCGGCUCUAGAGGAGGGCAAAGAACCGUACGGUCCGGCCUGUAGGGAUUAUUUCUGGCUUGUAGCGCGGCUUGUUGAUAGUUUACCCGAUGAUUUGGUUAAAGAGAGCCUCGAGGAUCCGCAGAAUUGUGUUGUUGAUAUUAAUGGACUGACGAAUAAGAUUUCGAGGUCUCUAUUAUCGAGAGAUUAUCUAGAGGCAAGGCAUAGAACGAUCGAUGAUGAUGGCUUAAUCGGUUUGUUGAAUUUGUUGACGAAUUUGAUUAAACACCGACCGCCGUUUCAAGUCAGUAAACAAGGGCAGGAGUUAUUGGUUGAGGUUUUUAAGUUUUUGUUCGCUUUGCCAAGUCCGAAGUUGAGGCACGUGCCCAAGUGUAAGUCGCCGAGGUCGAGAACAGCUGCUUAUGAUCUUUUAGUGGAGUUGGUCAAAGGGGCGCCGCAAAAUUACUAUAUUUUACAUGAGAAAUUGCUCAAACAACACCAGCCCGGGCCCCACUCGCCCUACCCUUGGGACUACUGGCCCCACGAAGAUGGGCGUUCCGAAUGUGGUUACGUUGGCUUAACGAAUUUAGGCGCGACCUGUUACAUGGCGUCUUGCAUGCAACACCUCUACAUGAUGCCCCAAGCUAGAGCCUCGAUUUUGGCCGCCAACACCGAACAUUCGAAGCACGAGCCGACUCUCAAGGAGUUGCAACGGAUGUUUGCGUACUUGCUGGAAAGUGAAAGGAAAGCAUACAACCCUCGCAGCUUCUGCAAGGUCUACACUAUGGACCACCAGCCGCUCAAUACCGCCGAACAAAAAGACAUGGCGGAAUUCUUCAUCGACUUGGUCAGCAAAUUGGAAGAAAUGACUCCAGCUUUAAAAGCCGUUGUGAAGAAAUUAUUCUGCGGUGUACUUAGCAAUAAUGUUGUUUCACUAGACUGUGGUCAUGUUAGUCGCACAUUAGAAGAGUUUUAUACGGUUCGGUGUCAAGUUGCCGAUAUGCGAAACCUUUACGAAUCCCUCGAUGAAGUCACCGUCAAGGAUACUCUCGAAGGCGAUAAUAUGUACACAUGUUCACAAUGCGGUAAAAAAGUGCGUGCCGAAAAAAGAGCCUGUUUUAAAAAAUUACCGCACAUUUUAUGCUUCAAUACGAUGAGGUACACUUUCAAUAUGUUAACGAUGCUCAAGGAAAAAGUCAACACGCAUUUUUCAUUUCCAUUGAGACUAAAUAUGGCCGGAUAUGUCGAAAAACAAUUGAUGCCGCAACAUUAUCAAGAGGACAAAUUGAAACAAUAUGAACCGGAAGAUGAACAAUACGAGUACGACCUAAUCGGGGUCACAGUUCACACUGGCACAGCCGACGGUGGUCAUUAUUAUAGUUUUAUCAAAGAUCGAACUGCAGGAUCACGUGAUAAAUGGUUUUUGUUUAACGAUGCUGAAGUCAAACCAUUUGAUCCAAAUCAAUUAGCAGCCGAGUGUUUCGGUGGCGAAAUGACGAGUAAAACAUACGAUAGCGUUACGGAUAAAUUCAUGGAUUUCAGUUUCGAAAAAACGAAUAGUGCGUAUAUGCUUUUCUACGAGCGUUGUCCGAUUGUAACUUCGGAAAGUUCUGAAAGUUCUUCAACAACGCCUGAAUCAGGUGAAAGUAAUCAAAUACUUAGUAACACAUCUGUGGCCACAUUCGAGUUGAGUAAAGAAUUAGAGGAUUGGAUUUGGCAGGAUAACAUGCAUUUUAUUCAGGACAAAAAUAUUUUCGAACAUACUUAUUUUAAUUUUAUGUGGCAAAUUUGCGGCUAUAUCCCUCAGACUAUAUUACCGAUCGAGCCGGAUAUAACGCAGAAAGCAGCCCAAUUGUCCACUUCGUUUUUCAUCGAGACUUUUAUUCAUGCCAAAGAAAAGCCGACAAUGGUACAAUGGGUUGAAUUAGUAACUAAACAGUUUAAUGCAUGUCAGGAGGCUUGCGUAUGGUUCUUGGAACACAUGGCAAACGAUACCUGGUGGCCGGUUCAAGUAUUAUUAAAAUGUCCGAAUCAAAUGGUGCGACAAAUGUUUCAAAGGCUGUGCAUACAUGUGAUACAACGCUUGAAGCAGUCACAUUCUAGUUUAUAUUUAGAAAUCGACCGAGACAUUCCAACGGAAAAUAAAACGGUCGAACCUUCGAAAAUUGGAAAUGCGUCGUGUGUAACGAAAUUUAUCAAAACUUUAUUGUCACUCAUGGAACACGGAGCUAAAGCUCAUUUAAAACACUUGACAGAAUAUUUCGGUUUUUUGUACGAAUUUAGUAAAAUGGGUGAAGAAGAAUCAAAGUUUUUGUUAGCUGUAGGUGCUAUUAACUCUAUGGUACAUUUUUAUUUGGGACAAAAAGCGAACGAUUUUGUUGAUGUAAGUGAAGGUGAGGAAGAAGAGGAAGUCGUUGCUUUACCUAGUGAUAAAUAUAAACCGGCUUCUCUUGACAAGAUGAUAACAUUAGUAGCGUCACUAGUUGAAAAAAGUCGUGACUCUAAUAUGAAAUUACAAUUAAGCGAGAAAGAUUAUAGUGCAGUGGCCGAAGGCAAAGGUUUUCCGUUUUUGUAUCAACAAAUCAAAGACAACAUUAAUUUACAGCAGACCCGUAAUUUAAUUCAUUCGCUGUGUCGAGGAAACAAUCAGUUAGCUCAAUCGAUUAUUUGUAUGAUCUCACAAGCGAUUUCAAGACAUUCCGAUACCUCACAACCCUUUUUUAAAAUCCUAACCCUCCUUACCGAAAGUACAGCCCAAGGUUCAGGUGGUUCAUCAUCCCAGCCAUGUUUCACACAGUUAGUUUUACAGAAGGUGUGGGAAGCCGCGGAAUGUUGUCCCUAUUCGGCUUUGGAUUGGUUAGCUUUACAAGUGGUAAGAAAUCGAUUGGUGCAUCAGUGGGUCUUAAGUUCGAUGGAUUCGUGGCUGGAACACUUUCUCAUCGCCCACAGCAAUCAGCGAGUUCGAAAUGCGGCCGGUUAUUUACUUGUGAGUUUGGUACCGAGCGCCCCCUUCCGGCAAGGCUUCCGCGCCACGCAUCGUAUGCAAAGAGAGCCACAACUGACCAACGAGGCUCAAACAGUGCUUCAUCAAAUUUAUACAGGCCUGUUGAGGUUAUUAUCAUCGGCUAAGCACUACACAGAUAUGCAACAGCACGGCACGAUGAAACUGACGACGUAUUUUGCGUUGUUGAUGUACUGUUGUGUGUCAAGAACGGAGAAAUUAAUGUUCGGUCAGUACUUCCUCCAAUUGUGGCACUUGUUUCAUCCGAAAUUAUCGGAACCUUCAAUACCGGCAUAUCACAACAAACAAGCAUUGUUGGCUUUUUGGAACCAUGUUUGUGUCGACUGUCCCGAGAAUGUGCAAUUAAUGUUACAGAAUGCUCACGUUACGAAAAAUAUUGCUUUUAAUUAUAUUCUUGCCGACCACGACGACCAAGAAAUCGUCUUGUACAACCGCGCCAUGUUGCCAGCUUAUUACGGAUUGUUACGAAUGAUGUGUCAGCAGUCUCGUAUUUUCACUAGACAUUUAGCUCAACAUCAGAAUUUGCAAUGGGCUUUCAAAAAUAUUACCCCACAUCCGACUCAAUACCCCCAAGCAGUGGAAGAAUUAUUCAAGUUAAUGCAGUUAAUGGUCAUGAAACAUCCUGACAUGACUGAAGCCGAACAGAGAGAAAUCUGUAGUUUUAGAAGAAACACGUUAAUGACGUAUUUGCAAUGUUUAGAUGGUAGGACGAGUUGGGGGACUCUAAUUUCGGCCUUUAGAAUUUUGUUAGAGUCGAACGAUGAUAAGCUUUAUGUGGCUUACAAUGGAGGCUUACAAAUCGUUUUUGAAUGUUUCCAAAACUUGCACAUAAUGCUACACGAAGCCACCGCUUGCCACGUCUCGGGUGACCUGAUGGACAUCCUCACCAUAAUGCAAGACCUCGUUCGCUGCGUGCGUACUUACCGCGACAACAAAGACGCUCGCGGCAUCCUCCUCGCCACAAAAGACUGGCUGGAAGUCCUCCGCAAGUUGGCAACACUGCUCAACACGUACAACCCGCCGGAAAUGCGUUCGUUAUGCAUCGACGUGUUGAAGGAGUUUGUCCUGAUCAUGGCACCGGAAGUGAUGCAGAUUUUGGUGCCUCUGUUGUCACAUUGCCAUUCCGCUUUUCAGGAUAGUCACGAUGCGGUACCGUUAGGGCCGUAUUUCCCUCGACGGGGACAUACAUUGCCCGUAGUAGCCGGAAAAGGGGGCGCAAGGCCCCUAAGACCGAUGGUGCAGAUGACAGUGCCACAUAAUCAAUUAGAGUGUAGUCGCGGAGUCGAUCCUGAAUACGACGAAGCAUUGGAUAAGUUUUACACGCCGUAUCAUGAUUUUAUCGAUAUGUUGUUCAGGUUAGCGGUAAAUAAUGACACGGUGACGGAGGUUUUGGUUAAUUUGAGUGCGGUGGUUGGGUUUGAGGCGGUGCCGUUGCAUUCGACGUAUUUUCCGAAGUUGUGGUUGGAUCUACUCAAAGCGCAACACAUCGACCGCAAGUACAUCUCGAUGCUGACAAGUUGCAACUACUUUGUUGACUACAUCGACGCUGUUCUCCUUGACGAGAGGUCAGCUCUUACAGUAAAUGUAAUUUACGAAUUCUUGGUGGCAUUUUUUCCGAAAGUCUCAGCACACGUCCUUUCUGAACAAACCCUCACAAUGAUCGACAAUACGGUAGUAGCUUUAAGCGAACAAGUUGGAUCAUUGGAAGUCACAAAAAUGGCGAAACGGCUCUCGGGUGAUUUGCGAGCGCUGAUUUUGGUUUAUAGUAGCCCUGAGGCUGUACCUCCGCCCUUGCUCAAAAACACGCUCAAACAAUUGCAAAGUAAAGUGAGUGUGGAGAUCGAGAAGAGUAGUAAAGAUAAGGAAACAAGUGAAAGUUGCGAAACAAAGGAAGAUAAACCUAGCACCUCGAAAGACACCAGUGAUAAAAAAAGUGACAGUGAUUCGGAGACGCAAAAUACAUCGUGUAGUGACGAUAGUGCUGAUGAGAAAAAAGGUCCGGUGGAAAAUUUAAAGUUGUUGGAUACGAUACUGAAUGAAUUACUCGCCAUUGUUGAUAAAAGGGCUUAAUUUCUGAUUUUGUAUUGACCAAUCUAAGUGUUCUUUACACGCUUUUCUAUGUGUUUCAAGUUUUGUAGAUUUUUGUAUAUUUUGUAGCUUUAAUAUCGGCCGAAUGUCGGAAAUUAGCAGGGUUUUGCCUUAAGUUUAAUGAAAUCGAAUUUUUAUUAAUUUAAGAAUGGAUCUAAUAUAACGUCGUUGAAAUGCUUGUAACUCUUCAUUGUUUCAGCUUAAAUUUUCACUGUAAACUUUUUCAUUACAAGACUGUUACAAUAAAAUAUCUCUUUUAUAUGUUGCA
Molecule: messenger RNA, 10232 nt
Organism: Tribolium madens (black flour beetle)
Lineage: Eukaryota; Metazoa; Arthropoda; Insecta; Coleoptera; Tenebrionidae
Gene: puf
Product: ubiquitin carboxyl-terminal hydrolase puf
Exons: 37
Coding region: 134-9946 (3270 amino acids)
Biological process (GO): protein deubiquitination
Cellular component (GO): cytosol; nucleus
Molecular function (GO): cysteine-type deubiquitinase activity; cysteine-type endopeptidase activity
Source: RefSeq, a predicted model, not a curated record